Molecule: messenger RNA, 327 nt
Organism: Microsporum canis CBS 113480
Lineage: Eukaryota; Fungi; Ascomycota; Eurotiomycetes; Onygenales; Arthrodermataceae
Exons: 2
Coding region: 1-327 (108 amino acids)
Source: RefSeq, a predicted model, not a curated record
AUGGGCGCGUUAUUCUAUUAUGCCAACUUAACUAGGGGUGCCGUUCCUCCAGCUUCUCGGGCAGAACUUGCCCUCUAUAUCGCACUAUCUGCGCCGAAGCUCUACUACCUCGUAAAACUACUAACUACUAAACGCGAAGAAGGCAAAAAGGCUUUGGUUUUCCUAAGGAGCCCGAUAACCCUCUACCAUGGAUGGCUCUUUUGGAUCUCUUGGAAUUUCAUAUCCUUUCAAUCCAUGCCGGGCACCAGCCUGAUAAAAGAGAAGAAACAGCUCGCCUAUCCAACGAUGGCCUUGACCUGCACAAUAACUAUUCGUGCGUGGUGCUAG